AUGUCAACAUCAGCAGUACAAACCUCAAGCGUGGCGGUGGACGACAGUACAAAACAGCACCAGCAACAACAACAACAACCACAACUAUCAUCCAUAUCAAUAAUGUGGGAUUAUGACAUUGAUAAUACCCUAAAUUCAAUUAAAGAAAAUUGUCAGACCAAGAAAAUUUAUAAGACCAAAGAAGCGCCGUUAAGACCCUCACCACCAACACCUUCACCGUCACCACCACCACCUUCACAACCCCAACCUCCAUUGUCAAUGCAACAAAUGAGUAACACAGAAAAGCAGGUGCCGUCGACCAUUUCCCCCACUAUGACUACUGUCGAUAACACCGAACCUAGCAGUACAAUAAUUAUGAAUUCCAAUUCUAGUCAAAAAUUACAACCGCUUAUGGUAAAAUGUGAUGAUAUUAAAGCCGUACUACCUCUAACACCACCAGCCACACCAGUCACACAAAACACUGCCCGUAAACGUUGGAAAAUUCUCGCCAAGGUCUUGCGCAAAGAUUCCGAAGAGACGGUGUCGUCAUCGGGCGAAGAAUGUUCGCCGGAACAAAAUGCCUCAGUGCGUCGCUUUAAGUCAUUCGAUUUGUUGCGUCAGGAUAGCUUUGAAGAUCACAGUACCUUAAAUUAUUUGGGCAAAGCGGAAAAUUGGUAUAAAUACAAGGUGAUAUUGGAUACCGGUAGUAGUUCCACGCAUCAGGAGUUUACUGUAAAUAUCCAUCACAUGGAUCGCCAUUUAACGGCAUCGGAUUUAAUGGGUUUCAAUAAUACGGGCAAUAUUUGUGUAUGGCCCUCCGAGGAAGCAUUGACGGCCUUUGUCCUCUCCGAUUUGGCGUCGUAUAAUGGCAAAUGGAUAUUGGAAUUGGGUGGUGGUUUCACCUGUCUCUCCGGCCUUAUGCUAUCGAAAUAUGCCAAACCCUAUGCUGUCCACCUGACCGAUGGCAAUGAAGUCUCAGUGGAGAAUGUCAAAAAGACUGUUUGCCUCAAUGAAAUGUCUUGCUAUACGAAAUGUUCCGUACUCAAGUGGGAGGAUAAGACGGCUCGCUCGCCCACAGAAGCUGGGAAAUUUGAUGUUAUCCUCUCGGCCGAUUGUCUAUUCUUUGAUGAGGCUCGUUCUGCCCUCGUGGACACCAUUUGGUAUUAUCUUUCGCAGCAAGGUGAGGCAUUGGUUAUGGCACCACGCCGUGGUAAAACCAUGUCUCUAUUCAUUGAAGAAUCUGUAAAAUAUGGUUUUAUGGUAUCCAUAACACAACGCUACAAUGAGACCAUAUGGAAACGCCAUCUGGAGCUGAUGAAUUCAACACUUUAUGAUGCCGAUCUCCAUUAUCCGGUAUUGUUGCGUUUGAGAAAACCUCCCGUGGAACGGAAUGGCAAUACAACGACCAUACCCAUGGAUAUUUGCAAAAAUGAGGAACAAGAAGAAGAUCCUUAG
Musca vetustissima is the source of this 1434-nucleotide messenger RNA. RefSeq names its product calmodulin-lysine N-methyltransferase-like. The transcript has a single exon. The record is from RefSeq and is a predicted model, not a curated record. Gene Ontology annotation, cellular component: cytoplasm. The coding region runs from base 1 to 1434 and encodes 477 amino acids. Gene Ontology annotation, molecular function: calmodulin-lysine N-methyltransferase activity. Lineage: Eukaryota; Metazoa; Arthropoda; Insecta; Diptera; Muscidae.